Saccharomyces kudriavzevii IFO 1802 is the source of this 462-nucleotide messenger RNA. It is a transcript of the gene HNT2, whose product is annotated as bis(5'-adenosyl)-triphosphatase. Lineage: Eukaryota; Fungi; Ascomycota; Saccharomycetes; Saccharomycetales; Saccharomycetaceae. The coding region runs from base 1 to 462 and encodes 153 amino acids. The transcript has a single exon. The record is from RefSeq and is a predicted model, not a curated record. Gene Ontology annotation, molecular function: catalytic activity.
AUGCCUGAAUCCCAAGAUUAUUUUAACACCCUACAAUUGAUUCAUAGAUUUAUAAAAUGGGAAUACAAGGCAGACUCGGUCAACGUUGCCAUCCAAGACGGACCGGAGGCUGGCCAGUCCGUACCCCAUUUGCACACGCAUGUUAUACCACGUUAUAAAUUAAACAAUGUUGGAGAUUUGAUAUACGAUAAAUUAGAUCAUUGGGAUGGCAAUGGUGCCUUGGCCAAUUGGCAAGCAAGAAGGGAUGGAUAUUUAGGGGUUGGUGGCAGACAGGCAAGGAAAAGCAAGUCUGUUCAAGCCCUCCCAGACGGUAAUGAACCCUUGCAAGGCCCCAAUGUGUUGAAGCCAGACAGUCAAAGGAAAGAGAGAGUUUUGGGUGAAAUGAAAAAAGAAGUCCAGGAUCUUCAAAGCGCGCUAGAAGAGUUCGUGGCUGCCAAUCCUGACUUAAAGCAAUGGCUAUAG